CUUCACUUCCGGUUUAAACCAACAUGGCGACAAUUGGUUCGGCGACGCUUCCAAAUAUCAGGGAGUUGUUUUUACGGUUAAAUAACUCAAUUCCGGGAAGUUGAGUGGACGUUAAAAUGGAAAUGCCAUUCUGAAGUUUCAAGUCCACUUCCAAUGGAAGCUCUCAAAUAGUUGAGGCAUGCUGGCUCCAGUCUGAUCCAAGAACACGAAAGUUAUGGAAAAGUUUGGGAUGAGUUUUGGGGGCGGUCCCAGCCGGAAAGAGCUUCUAGAAGUUAUUGAGAGCCAGAAGAAGCAGCUGGUUCAGUACCAAACCCGCUUCAAGGAUGUUGUCUGUGCAUACAAGAGUCUGUUGAAGGAAAAGGACGCCCUUGAGGCCAGUCUGAAGGUCUUGAGCGUGUCCCAAGAUGUUAAUCAGAACCAGGAGUCUUUGGACGGGGCGUUGGUCUUAGAGGAGUAUUGUAAAAACGUAUCCGGUGACGCUCCAGAGCCCGGUAAAGAAGUGCUAGAGGAAGACGUGGCAGAACCAGGAGUUCUGACCAGGUCAGAAGCACAGUCUGUUGACAGUGGCAGCUUGGUGGUGGAUCAGCACCAGGCCACACACACUGACAAUGGGGAGGUGGAGCGCCGAGUCAUCCAGCUCAAGAACCAGUUGAGCACACUCACCAGUGCCUUAGCCACAGUGACGCAGGAGAAGUCGCGCAUGGAGGCCAGCUUUCAGGCUGACAAACGCCAACUGAAGCAGGAGGUGGACGAACUUCAGGACCGCCUUACUGCUGUGACAACGCAGCAGGAGGCGGAGCUCCGUGGCCUCCAGCAGCAGUUGGCGGAGAGCCGUGUUCGUGUGAUAAUGCAGCAGCACGAGCGAGAGCAAGAGCAGAGCGACCAGUUGCAGCAGCUGCAGGAACUACAGAAGAUCCUGCAGCAGGAGCGAGACCUGCGACAAGACACUGAGCUCCGCCUCCACGAGGCCAACACGUCCUCGCAUGCUGUGGACCGCGAGUCUGAAUUUAUGGUCCACCUGAAACAGAUGAGAGAGGAGAGCGAUGAUCUGAGGAAAAAGUUGCAUGCAGCCAAGGAGGAACAGGAGAAACCAGAUCCCAGACUGGAGCAGCUGCAACAGGAGCUGAGCGAGCUGGAGAAGCGUCUCCAGGACCAGAUACACCAUGACACCCACAAGGCAAGUCAAGAGGAGGAGCGCACUCGUGAGCGUGCCCACGGCGCAGAGCUGCGGAUGGCCGGUCUGGAGCAGCGCGUGUCGGAGCUGUCGGAUCUUCUUGGUUCUUGUGAGAAGGCACGCCAGCGAGACCAGCAGGCGGCCCAGAAGCUUCGAGAACGGAUUGUGCAGCUGGACACAGAGAACAAAACGCUCGCCAUCGCUGCCUCCAGUAGGUCAGUGUACGACUCCAGCCUGGACGACUCCCAGCUGGAUGUGACAGCACUGAAAGAGAAACUGGAGAGGGUGAAGAAGUUACUGCUGGCGGCUCAAAGGAAUCCACACCAGACGCUCAACACCAAGACUGAUGGCGAGGCGGAACCUGGCGAAGACGCCGCCGUGUACCAGCAAGAGCUUCGGCAGCUGAAGGAUGAGUUUGAGCGUUACAAGAACAGAGCACAUGUGACGUCCAAGAGCAAAAACGCCAAAGAUGGCUGCCAGGCCCGAGAGCUGGAGGAAGUCCGCGAGCAACUGGUGGACCUGAGGGAGAAGUACAUCAACCUGCGCAUUGAGAGCGACAAGGCUGCCGCCGCACACCGCCAACAACUAGACCAACACCAGCAGCAUGUGGCGGCGCUGCUGCAUGGCCACAGACAGGAAGUGGAACGUAACGAGAUGGUGUACCGUGAAUCGCUGCUCAGUCUGGAGGCAGAGCUACACAAACAGAGGGAGAGAACGAUGGCGCUGCUAGGCGAAAAAGACCAGGAGUUGGAGCGUUUAAGAGCCGCGGCGCUGACCCACGCCUCCCUCGUACAAAGUACAGGCGUCGCCAGCAAGUUCGAGGAGAACGGUUAUGCAGACGAGGGCGAGACGGACGCUAUCGGCCAUGCACUGUGGCGCGCCAUGCCCACUGAGCCCACACUGCUGCUCUACGCUGAGCAGUUUGCCAGAAAGGAAGUGGAGGCUGGCUCCCUCAGGCGGCAGAAGUGCCAGCUGGAGGAGGACAUCCACCAGUUGCACGCCAAAAUUCUGGCCAACGCCGAACGCCACGACGAGGAGAGUCACAAGCUCCAAGCACAGCUGGACAAAUUGGUCCGUGACCAGAAGCGUGAGGGUUCCAACAUGGAGUACCUGAAGAACGUCAUCUUUAAGUUCCUGACCCUGCAGGACACCAGCGGGAGGCAGCAGACGCUCAACGCCAUCCUCAGCAUCCUUCAUUUCAGUGCACAGGAAAAACAUUCUGUCCUGAAGCAGCAGGGGGCGUCGUGGUGGAACAGCAACAGGAGAUGACAUCAUCACAAACAUAGAAGGUGACUAGCUGUAAAGCUGACUGAAGCACCGGGGAUGCAAUUCCACUUCAUGUCAAAAGUGACGUGUAUAUUGUGUUAAUCUGAUUCAAUGUUUUAAGAACUACCAAACAUUCCAAUAAAUCUUUAUGUCUCAAAGAUGAA
This is a messenger RNA of Nerophis lumbriciformis (worm pipefish), 2604 nucleotides long. It is a transcript of the gene gcc1, whose product is annotated as GRIP and coiled-coil domain containing 1. Lineage: Eukaryota; Metazoa; Chordata; Actinopteri; Syngnathiformes; Syngnathidae. Gene Ontology annotation, cellular component: Golgi apparatus. The record is from RefSeq and is a predicted model, not a curated record.